Messenger RNA from Aspergillus oryzae RIB40, 972 nucleotides. RefSeq lists its product as uncharacterized. The record is from RefSeq and is a predicted model, not a curated record. The transcript is spliced from 4 exons. Gene Ontology annotation, biological process: protein folding in endoplasmic reticulum. Gene Ontology annotation, molecular function: protein binding. Bases 1 to 972 code for a protein of 323 amino acids. Gene Ontology annotation, cellular component: EMC complex. NCBI's taxonomy places the organism in Eukaryota, Fungi, Ascomycota, Eurotiomycetes, Eurotiales, Aspergillaceae.
AUGGCCCAUGCUACACCCGAUUUCCAUGCCAUUCAUAGCUCAAGCCCGAUUACUACCCUUCGCUUCUCUCAGCAGGCACCAGUGAUCCUUGAACGUCAAUUACACUCAGAAAAAAAUUUAAUCUCUGCGUUAAUAGGUAAACAAGAGGAGCCAGAAAAAUAUGGCAUAAUAGAGCAACUGUUCUUCUCCUGUCUACAAACCGGCGAUGAUAGGUCUGCUCUGUUAUGUCUCGAGCAAUUGACACGUCGUUUCGGCUCUUCGAAUGAGAAAGUAAUGGGGCUGCGUGGCCUGUAUGAGGAGGCUAUAUGCGAAAAUCAAUCUGAUCUGGAGGAUUCCCUGCGUAAAUACGAUUCCUACCUGUUGGAGAACCCACUUAAUUUGCCUAUUCUAAAGCGCCGUAUCGCGCUCUUGCGUUCACUUGCAAGGCCUGCAGAUGCUAUAACAGGCUUGGUAGAGCUCCUAAAAGCAGUGCCUACCGAUGCAGAGGCUUGGUGUGAACUUGCAGAUCUAUAUCAAUCUCAAGGAUUAAGCUCACAAGCAAUAUUCAGUCUCGAGGAGGCCCUGUUAAUCGCUCCUAAUGCUUGGAAUAUUCAUGCUCGCCUUGGAGAAGUUCUAUACAUCUGCGCCCGCGCUGCAGAGACAGAAGUUACCUCUCGGUAUUUGCGAAGAUCAAUCCAGUAUUUUUGUAGAAGCGUCGAGCUAUGUGACGAUUAUCUUAGAGGAUUUUAUGGCUUAAUCUUGGCGACUUCGCUUCAGCUUGGGAGAGAAUACACAAUGGAUUUUUCACAGGCGUCAGCGUCAGCGUCAUCGGAAGAUUUCUUGCCCAAAGAGAAGGUCGAGAAACUGAAUCUUCUCGCCAGAAGAAAACUCGAGGAUAUUGUGAAACAGCGGUCUGUGAACCGCCAGCUUUGGGAGCAUGCGCAAGGUGAACUCAUUGCAGCCAAAGAGCUUCUCGACCGCGAGUCAUGUUAA